GCCAUUUCUGCUAUAUACUUUUCCAGGCUCCCCACCUUUUUCUUUCUCCAGUUCCACAGUGAGAAUCAGCCAUUUUUGUUUCUGGGUUUCUUCUUGUUUACACUUCGAUCAGAUUGUCCAAGAUGUUCUAUUUUUUCUGAUUGUGGUGAUGUGGGUAUCUUCAAAGAAAGCUUUUAAUUUCUUUUAGAAAGAAAAAGUGUUUGGUGAUCAAAGCUAAAGUUCAUGCUUGGGAGGGAAUAGUUUCAAAACGAUUUUCAGCUACAGCCAUCUUCAACAGUUCAAAUUCAAAUCUCUAUGAAUUAAAGGUUUUUGAGGAAUUAGGCCACAAGUUUUCAACUACCAUGGACAAUUCAUUGAACUCUGAUGAAAACUAUGAUCUGGGAUAUCAACCUUCACCUUCUUCUAUGGAUCAAUCAGUAGCAGAAACUUCAACAAUGAGUAGUGAUUCAUUUCUGUACCGCCGGACUAAUUCUGAUGUCUCGGCUUUCUCUGGGUCAGUAGGUGACAGCAGCUAUUCUGGUGAAGCUUCUCCUUCUUGCUGGCCAAAUGUGAAAUCCAACCUCAGUAACCAAACUGUCCUCAGCAGACUAGGAAUGAAGAAACGCAUGAAUCUCACAGACGAUAAACUUGAAGAUCUUGAAGCUGUGGAUUUAGAACUUGAGUUGAUGAAAGAAAGAUUUGCAAAGCUCUUGUUGGGUGAAGACAUGUCAGGAAGUGGGAAAGGUGUAUGCACAGCUGUUACAAUUUCAAAUUCUAUUACCAACCUCUAUGCCACUAUUUUUGGGGCAAAUCUGAGGUUAGAGCCUUUGAAUCCUGAGAAGAAAGCAAUGUGGAGAAGGGAAAUGGAUUGUCUUUUAUCCGUUUGUGAUUACAUAGUAGACCUCACUCCAGUAUCCCAAACUUUACCAAAUGGGACAUCUGUGGAGAUGAUGACAAGCAGACCAAGAUCUGAUAUUUAUAUCAACCUUCCAGCUUUAAAAAAGCUUGAUGCAAUGCUCAUUGAAGUGCUUGAUAGUUUUCAAGAGACAGAGUUUUGGUAUGCAGAACAAGGGAGCAUUUCAUCAAAGUCAACUACUUCUGCAUCAGCAUCAGGAUCGUUUCGAAGGAUUAGUGUGCAGCGGAAUGAGGAGAAAUGGUGGGUGCCAGUUCCAUGUGUUCCUCCAGGUGGCCUCUCUGAGAAGUCAAGGAAGCAUUUGAGACACAAACGCGACAGUUCUAAUCAAAUUCACAAAGCAGCCAUGGCAAUCAACAGCAGCAUUCUUUCUGAGAUGGAAAUCCCAGAGUCAUACAUGGCAGGUCUUCCAAAGAGUGGAAAAGCUUGUUUGGGAGAUUCGAUUUACCGCUACAUGUGUACCUCAGAGAAGUUCUCCCCAGAAUAUCUUCUCGACUGUCUCAACAUAGCUUCUGAACAUGAAGCACUUGAACUUGCAGAUAGAGUUGAAUCUUCAAUGUACACAUGGAGACGUAAAGCAUGCAUGAGUAAUUCAAAGUCUUCAUGGGUGAUGGUAAAGGAUCUAAUGUCAGAGACAGACAAGAAUGACAAAAACCAUGUCCUAGCAGAAAGAGCAGAGAGCUUGUUGUUCUCUUUGAAGCAGAGAUAUCCUGAGCUCUCUCAGACAUCCUUGGACACAUGCAAGAUUCAAUACAACAAGGAUGUGGGGCAAGCAGUACUAGAGAGCUACUCAAGAGUGUUGGAAAGUUUUGCAUACAACAUUGUUGCUUGGAUUGAAGAUGUAAUUCAUGUGGACAGAUCGAUGAGAAACCACGACCAAUAGAGAGCAAAUCAGUUUCAAGCACUUCUCAAACAAAUUUUGAGACAUUAACUAUGCUACUUAUUCCUGUGUACGAAGCUAGUCAGUUGUUAUAAAAGGGUAUAGUCCACAUUUCCCAUCUACGAAUUUCAAGAAAUGACCUUGUACAUUAGUAUCCAGUAAAACAGAACAGAUUUUUUUUCUCUUUCUCAAAGCAGUGAAUUUAUUAACCUCUUGUUAUAUUUAUACAUAUCACCAUUUUUAGCAAAAAAUAAUCGUGCAAAAAUAACUUCUUUUGUAGGUAAUGCCCGUGUCUUACAAAUGCCCUACCAUUAGCCCAAGAGAGAGUGAAAAUAGAUUAAUAUUAGAGAAAAAUACACCAUCAGUGCCUCAAUUCUUGUGCACCGGCCAAGUUGAUACCCAGACUCUCAAUGCUACCAAUGUGAUACCUGAACCCAUAUUUUGCUAUAAAAGAGGUACUUCCGUCAGAUUUCAUUGACGGCUCCGUUAAAAAAGUCACAUGCCAAGCACGUGGGCCUAAAAAAAAUGGCAAAUGACCUGAAUGACCGUUUGCUUCUCCCAACAACUGAUUCCCUCCAAAAUUCAUUUGCCAUACAACUUUCCCUCCAAAUUAACUUAAUAUCACAUCAGUCCAUUUUCUUUGGAACCUGAUCAAAUGGGUUAAGUACCUGCAUCAUCUCCUUGAACAAGUUGAUCCCAAGUACACCUCUCCCAUUAAAUGCAUACCCCGAAAUCAAAGAGCUCCAGGAAACAACAUCCUUCCGGGCCAUUCAUUCAAAAACACUAGAUGCAGCAUCCAAAUCUCCACGUUUACAGUAAAAACUCACAAGUGAGUUCCCCACAGACACAACUUCUUGCAGAACCCUUUAGAAUCUGCAUAAGAGUGUAUCCAUUUCCCAUCAUCAACAUCCCCAAACGGAACGCACGCAGGCAAAACCGACACCACAGUAGCCUCAUCCGGUUCAAAACUCUGCUCUCAUGUCUCAUUAAAAAACCCCAAAGCUUCACUGUCCCUCCCACACUGCGCUAAGCACGAAAUCAUCGAGUUCCACAAAACAACAUUCCUCUCACCCAUCUUCCUAAACAAACACAACCCAGUAUCGACAUUGCCACUCUUGCAAAACCCACGAAUCAUCAAAUUCCAAACAAUCACAUCUCUUUUAGACAUUUCAUCGAACACCUUUUGUGCAUCACCCACCCUCCCACAAGUCACAUACAGCUCAAUGAUCCCAUCCCUAACUGAACCAAACCACUCAAACCCCAUUCUCAAAACCUCUCCAUGCACACACUGGUCUACCCUAUAAUAAGACAUGUCGGAGCAGGACUUCAGUAAAGGCGCAAAAGUGUACUCGUUGGGCCAAACGCCGCGGCGUUUCAUAUGGGAGAAAAUGGAGACGGAUUUUUCGAAUGGGUGGCAGAGCGAGAUGCCCUUGAUCAUGGAGUUGAAGAGGAGGAUGUUGGGGUUGGGGGUGUGUUGAAAGAUGAGAUUGGCGUAGUUCAUUUUGUUGAGGGAGUAGCAGACGGAGACGAAGUGGGAGGGAGUUGGUUGAGUUUGUCGAGGCCGUGGCGGAGGAGGUGGGCGUGGAUUUGACCGAGUUGGGUUCGGGUUUUGGGGCCGUGGAGGGACGGUGGGAUUAUCAUUUCACUCGAUUACAAAAGAAUAGGAGAUAAAAGGAGUAGAUUCGAAAACUUGCUUUGAGAGGUAAAGAGUUUGGUAUCGAGCAAACCAAAUCUUAAAUCCAAAAAAUCGAUAGAAUGGAGUCCAGAAACUAAUGGAUGCGGUGGAUUCAAAGAGAGAAAGAAUAAGAAGAAGAAGUAGAGUCCCACGGAUGCGUUGUUCAUCUAGGUUCAUUAAACCCAAAAUUCAUCUCCAGCUCAACCUUCACUUCUUCCUUCUUCAGUCCGGGGAGGUCCGCCUUGAAGAUAUGGGCAUCCGGGGUCUCCUUCCAGUCGAUUCGGGUAUGGGCGAAGGCGGAGGUGUCGCUGGCAGUGGAGGAGUUGACGAGAGAGCCUAUGCCCUGGCAGGGAUUCCAGAUUCGAGGGAAAAUGGGUCGAUGCCAAAGAGACUAAGAGCCAUUGCUGAUGGGCUCGCUAAGGUUUUUAAUUUUCUGGUGUAAAGAGGUAUUGGAAGACUUGGUUGCUUUGGGUGAUUCUAAGAUUGGAGGAAAAGUGGAGGUUUUGACCGAUUAUGGAUGAAUUUUGGGAAAAAAAGACGUGUUUGCCCUUUUUUUUGGGCCCACGUGCUUGGCAUGUGACUUUUUUAACGGAGCCGUCAGCAGUACCUCCUAUCAACUUGGCCGGUGCACAAGAGCUGAUGGUGCAUUUUUCUCUUAAUAUUAAGAUGGAUUUCAAUCUAUGUGGACAUCCUUUUUUCAAUCAAAACUAUGAUCUGAGUA
This is a messenger RNA of Rosa rugosa (rugosa rose), 4168 nucleotides long. Its product is annotated as rop guanine nucleotide exchange factor 3. The record is from RefSeq and is a predicted model, not a curated record. Bases 342 to 1775 code for a protein of 477 amino acids. The transcript is spliced from 8 exons. Gene Ontology annotation, molecular function: guanyl-nucleotide exchange factor activity. Lineage: Eukaryota; Viridiplantae; Streptophyta; Magnoliopsida; Rosales; Rosaceae.